Corylus avellana is the source of this 2834-nucleotide messenger RNA. Its product is annotated as E3 ubiquitin-protein ligase MBR2-like. The record is from RefSeq and is a predicted model, not a curated record. Lineage: Eukaryota; Viridiplantae; Streptophyta; Magnoliopsida; Fagales; Betulaceae. Gene Ontology annotation, molecular function: ubiquitin protein ligase activity.
GCCACCUUACUACCAAAGUUGUCUCUUCUCGGAUGAAAUUAUGAUUCCAGUCUAUCCUUGUAAAUUUCACUAUUUCCAGCCACUAAUGCUCCACCCCACUUCACUCUAUAAAGCUCCUGUCUUUACUCUCAGUUUGUUUCAUACAAAGCCAAGAGAGAAAAAGCAUACUCUUUUGUUCAGUUCUUGUGUCAACCAAUUCUCAUUUCUACUGGGUGGUGUGAUUUCAGGUCUGCAGAGAAGGCCUUCUGUUUGGACUCCCUCUGGCAUUCUUUGGACUUCCGAAGUGAAUAUAUUUCGACCAAGAUGAAUGGUCAAGGUAGCACCUACAACUCAUUUCCUGAAGGCCUUUAUGUUGACCAUGGGCUGGAUGUCAACAAUCCUGGGUUUGCUCUGAAUAAUGUGUUUCCUCCCGAUGUCGCAGUUCAUGAUAGCCACACUGGUAAUGGCUGGACGGGUCAAUCCAGGUCCAGUGUGAACGUCCAAAACAUGAUCAGUUUUCAGGAAUUAUUAGGUGAGGAUGGAUGGCUUUCUUCUGCUGAUGAUCCUGAUGGAACUGGUCAAAGGUUUCAAGGAAGGAAUUCUGGGCCAUAUAUUGCUCCUUUUCAAGAGAGCACUUAUAUGUUCCCGAGUGAUGGUCAGGUCACAAAUGAGCCAUCGAUUUUGCAAGGGGUUAAUUCUGGUGCUCUCACUCAGAACCUAGACUUAAAUGCCUUGUUUGAGAGCAAUAACAGUGAUGCCAAUCAGGAUAUGGGGGCAGGUUUAAGCCUGAGUCUAUUCAAUCCUGAUGACGUAGAAGCUGAUCAAUAUCCACCGGCCAACGAUUCUUCAAUUCCACUUGUAAUAUCUUCUGGACUUGCGGGAUAUGUGUUGGAAGAAGAUGAUGGCAGAGAGGGUCUUUCAUCAGAGGGUAGGCGAGUAUCCUGCAAAAGAAGAGCACCUGAAGAUGCUCCUAGACUACUGUCUUUGGGUGAAAGUUCAAGCUCAGGUCAACAAGCUGGAAAUUCUGAAUGGGAAGCUGUUCCUGCCCAAGGAAAUGCCAAUAGCGGCUUGAAUGUAUCAACUCCUUUGAUUAUUUCUUCAAAUGUUAGUCAGACUUCAAGUGGUCCAGGACAAGAAGAAAGUUCCCAUAGAACUAUUCGUCUGAGGAGAGCUGCAAAUCCACAAGAUUCUAUACCAUCUCGUAUAUUGUCAAGUGGGACCACACAAGAUUCUCAUCUACAGUCACACACUCAACCAACGAACUUUUUUCCGUUUGAUCACUUUCCAACCUCAAGCUCAGCAGCAACAUUACCAGUUAAUGCAACUCCUCCAGAGCAGGCUUUUGUGCAUACACCCAUCUCUUUGCAAAAUCUGCAGCCUUCCCCAUGGGAUGAUUUGACAAAUGCAAGACCUGAUGUGUCUUCUAUUCCUCCUGUUUAUGCUGUCAAUGGUGGUGAUACUUUGCAGCAACAGAACUCAAGGAACAUUCCUAGAAACACCCUGCCUGUUCCUGAAACUGAAAGGGGGAAUGUAGCCCAGAAUCCAACAGAAAUUAACUUUGUCAAUGGGAAUUCAAACUCUCAGGGAAAUGUUGCUUUGGGUUCAAGAAAUGGCACUCUUUCAGGCAUUCAUGUCUCAUCUGUGCCUACUGGGGUUCCUGAAUGCAAUGUACCUGAACAGUAUGCACAGACUCGCUCUACCACUUCAUCUGCUGGCUUUGAGUCUAGAGGGUGGGGUAGUCACUGCCCACUAUAUUCAGGGACUUCUGCAGCAGCACGGGAAAUGGACCUUUCAGUUAGAGGUGGUAAUGUAAGACCUUUUCAGGUAUACAUGAAUUCAGAUUUGAUGACAAGACCUCAGAGACAAGCUGGUGGUUAUCCUGCAAAUCCCUCCGCACCACAGUCCAUCGGUGCUACUUAUGAAGUAAGCAGACUGAUAGCUGAGGUUCGAAAUGCCGUAGCACUUGUUCGUAGGGGUCGCGCUUUACAAUUUGAGGAUGUUAUGGUUAUUGACCCUUCAGUUUUAUAUGGUGUACCUGAGGAGGAUGAUAUGCAUGAAGACAUGCGUCUUGAUGUAGAUAACAUGUCUUAUGAGGAAUUACUGGCUUUGGAAGACCACAUUGGGAAUGUCGGCAUUGGAUUGAGCGAAGAAGCUAUUCUCGCAAAUUUGAGGCAGCGAAAAUAUGAGUUCAUCACAUUAGAAUCUCCUGCAGAGAAAGAACCAUGCUGCAUUUGUCAGGAGGAAUAUGUUGAUGGAGAUGAUCUUGGGAAGCUAGAUUGUGGGCAUGACUUUCACUUCACCUGUGUUAAACAGUGGCUAGUACUGAAGAAUUCCUGCCCCAUUUGCAAAAAGAUGGCCCUGGCUUGUAGAGACACAGAUAAUUAAGUUCAGGGUUCCUUUUCCGAACUAGAGAUGAAACCAGAAAGGUGCUUCCCAGCCCUUGGGAUGGCAUCUUUAGUAUCUUUAUAUACAUCAUCAUUUUAUGUUGCUUUGUUUUGACGGUUUUUCAUUGUAGCAAUGUGCAACUCCAUGAGACACCUUAGUGCCUCUUGAUCUUGUUUUUUACUCAAGAAGUUAAUGGUUUCUAUGGCUGGGGUGACAUGCUAGGGAAUCCUCCUAGUGGAGGGGAUGUGUUAUAGAACCAAAUUUUCUGUACUUCUAUAUAUGUUCAUGAGCUGCUUAGGUGUUCAUGGAUAUCCUGCUUGUCAACUAGCUGGCUAAUAGAUGGAACCUCAGCCAUGGAAAUUCAGGAGCACUUGACUUAUUUUCAGACAACGUUUAAGUUUUGAAACUGUGACUUUAAAAUGGCAACUUUCUUAUUUGAAGGCUGCUUCGUUGGCUUAGUCUCUUAUCCC